Caenorhabditis briggsae is the source of this 702-nucleotide messenger RNA. The transcript has 5 exons. Bases 1 to 702 code for a protein of 233 amino acids. The record is from RefSeq and is a predicted model, not a curated record. NCBI's taxonomy places the organism in Eukaryota, Metazoa, Nematoda, Chromadorea, Rhabditida, Rhabditidae.
AUGGUAGGUGCAACCCCUCCAAAACCGGAAGACGAUGGAAAGAUGUUUUGGAAGAGAACACCGGCUCUGAAUCUUCCAGACGAAUCCGAUCGGAAGAAGAACCAGAACACAUCCGAUUCAGAAGCGCGAUCAGAAGUUCACACCGACACUCCGAGACCAGGUCCAUUUGAUGCAGGACCUGAUCGAGCGCUGAACACACUUAGUGAUCCAAACAAGUCAAGCUCUUCAAAUCAACCCAGACCUCCUGAAAGCUCCAACAACAGUAGUUCACUUUCUGUGGGAAUUUUGAAGAUGAACUCAGAUGGAACAGAAGAACAACGAUCGAAUAGUGAACGGUAUUUUGGACAAUGGUCGAGUAUUGGUUCGAAUGAUUCGUUGAGAGCGGCAGCAAGGACUCCACAGAACGAGGAAGAAACACCAAGAGCGGAAGCAGCGUCACCAGUGACACCACCAACGGUUAGACAGAUGCCACGUCCAGAGAGUCAGGAAGCUCAAGAGACCCCGGAAACAGUCCGUCAUCAUCCUAUACCCGAGGGUGUUUUGACUUCACCUACACAUGUCUCACCAGCUGCUCGAGAAGAAUCGACAGCCGCUACACAACCAGUACAAGAAAACCGACCCGCCGUGAAUCCAGCAAAAGACCCGACAACAGCUCAAGACAAGAAUUGUCUUUGCAGAUGCGAUUCCUGCACUAUUAUGUGA